Messenger RNA from Alternaria postmessia, 1344 nucleotides. RefSeq lists its product as uncharacterized. The coding region runs from base 1 to 1344 and encodes 447 amino acids. NCBI's taxonomy places the organism in Eukaryota, Fungi, Ascomycota, Dothideomycetes, Pleosporales, Pleosporaceae. The record is from RefSeq and is a predicted model, not a curated record. The transcript has 2 exons. Gene Ontology annotation, molecular function: saccharopine oxidase activity; sarcosine oxidase activity; flavin adenine dinucleotide binding.
AUGUCAUAUAGCGAACCCACAGUACUUAUCAUAGGCGCAGGUACUUUCGGCGCGUCUACCGCGUAUCAUUUGAGCAAACAAUACAAGGAUCCAUCUCGGAUAACUAUCGUUGAUCGCUGGAAUACCAAUGCAUCACUUGGUCAAAAGCAGGCGGCAGCCAUCGACACCAACCGCAUCAUCCGUACCGACUACGAAUCGCACCUUUACUGCAAUCUCGCAAAUGAGGCUAUUCAUUUCUGGUUUUGGAGCAUUGCAGUUCAAGGCCACUUUCACAAAACUGGCUGGGUUGUUCUAGACAAGAAAGAUGGUACUUUUGGAGAUGCGAUCAAAAAGACGUUUUGCGAGCGAGGAGGCGAUUGCACGCGGGACUUACCAGCUAAAGACCUGGACAAGUACGCUGUGACCAAAGGGAUCAAGAGUGAACAAUAUGGCAAAGGCUACUUCAAUCCCGAAGCUGGAUGGUGCGAUGCUGAAAGAGCAACCCAAAGCUUUACGAAGGUUGCACUCGAGUCUGGUGUCAAACGAGUAACCGGGGAAGUGCAAGAGUUAUUACUUAGUGCCGACAAAAGCCGCGUCGCUGGUGUCAAGUUGAGAGAUGGCCAGAUUCUCAGAGCCGACAAGAUCGUGUUAGCAGCAGGAGCAUGGACCAGCUCUCUGAUGUCACCAAUUGAAGACGCUUUGAAGAUCCAAGAGCAGGAUCGCAUCGAGCGCCAAGUCACUGCUGUCGGACGUGUCUCUGCGUACUACACACUGAACGAACAAGAUACCCAAGGCAUGAUCGACGAAGAAGUCCCCGUGAUCGUCAUUGGUGGAGAAGUCGACAUCAUCCCACCUUCGCAGCCGAACCGGACGCUGAAGAUCAAUGAUCUCAAGACGGAGAUCGUCAACAGGGUCACAACACCUUCUGGACAUACCAUCACCAUGCCAUCACGGAGGAACCAAAACGAUGUUCCGGAGAAGCUAAAGCACGAAAGUGCACAGAUAAUUCACAACGCCAUGCCAGAGUGGACGCGCAGCAGACAACCAGACCGCUGGCGAAUUUGCUACGAUGCCGUCACACCCACAGAAGACUGGCUCAUGUGCCAGCAUCCUCAUCAACAGCUCGCUAAUCUAUACCUUGCAGUCGGUGGUAGCUUUCAUUCAUACAAGUUCCUUCCCGUCGCUGGCAACUACAUGUGCAAUGUGCUAUCUGGUAAGAGUAAUGGCGAAGAGAAGGAUACCGCUUGGAAGUGGAAGAACGCGGAGGAACUAUCCUGUCGCAAGGGUAAGGAAUUUGGCGAGAGCCCAAGGAAUUGCGAUAAGAAGGAGUUGAGUGAGUACGAGGGGGUAUCAUCGAGGUUAUAG